This is a messenger RNA of Geodia barretti, 218 nucleotides long. Lineage: Eukaryota; Metazoa; Porifera; Demospongiae; Tetractinellida; Geodiidae. The record is from the annotation of a GenBank genome assembly.
AGUGGCUCACUAGAAAAACAUGGAACCAGGCAUGGUAAUGGGCAUCUUGCACAUGUGGCAUGGGCAGACCAUGAAAGGGUGUGCAACCUGUAUGGAGCGACCAAGCAAACAUAAUUGUUCAAUGGAGGUGGUGUUUUUUUAGUAAAGGUUUGCACACAAUGAUUCAAUACUCUAUAAUGCGUCUCGAGGGUUACAGUACUUGGUCUGUGUGUGUGUGU